Molecule: messenger RNA, 1455 nt
Organism: Tarenaya hassleriana
Lineage: Eukaryota; Viridiplantae; Streptophyta; Magnoliopsida; Brassicales; Cleomaceae
Product: probable galacturonosyltransferase-like 1
Exons: 1
Coding region: 141-1223 (360 amino acids)
Cellular component (GO): Golgi apparatus
Molecular function (GO): glycosyltransferase activity
Source: RefSeq, a predicted model, not a curated record
UGGAAUCUAAUUAAUUAAUUAACUUCUACGAGAACCCCAAAUCUAAGAAAAAACUCAAUUCUAAGUCUCUCUCUCUCUCAUUUAAAAGCCUUCAAUGCCAAACAGAAACUUCAAUUCAGAGAGAGAGAAUCAGAUGAAACAUGUCCGAACGCCAAUCCCUCAUCCUGAUUCUCUCACUCAUCACCACCGCAGCUCAAAUUCUUGUAAAUCCCACAAAUGCCGCUGCAUUUACCCAAAAUUUCAAAGAAGCCCCACAGUUUUACAACUCUGAUGAUUGCCCCUCAAUCGUCUCCGGCGAAUCCAACGCCGCCGGAGAAGAAUCCAUCUUCUGCUCCGACCAGGCCGUCCAUGUCACCAUGACCCUCGACGGCGCCUACAUCCGCGGCUCUAUGGCCGCGAUCCUCUCAGUCCUCCAACACUCCUCCUGCCCGGAAAACGUAGUCUUCCACUUCAUCGCCUCCGCCUCGAACGACGGCGCGUGGAACCUACGCGCCACCGUUUCCGCCUCGUUCCCUUACCUGAAAUUCAAGGUCUACGUCUUUGACGACUCCGCCGUCUCCCGCCUCAUCUCCACCUCCAUCCGCUCCGCCUUAGACUGCCCUCUCAACUACGCCCGGAGCUACCUCGCCGGAAUCCUCCCGCCGUGCGUCCGCCGCGUCGUAUACCUCGACUCCGACCUCGUCCUCGUCGACGACAUCGCAAAACUCGCCGCCACUGACCUCGGACCCGACCCGGACACCGUCCUCGCCGCACCAGAAUACUGCAACGCCAACUUCACCUCCUACUUCACGACAACCUUCUGGUCAAACCCCACACUGUCGUUGACUUUCUCCGACCGGAGCCGGAGACCCUGUUACUUCAACACCGGAGUCAUGGUGAUCGACCUGUCGCGAUGGCGAGCUGGCUCGUACACGGAUCGUAUAGAGGAAUGGAUGGUAAUGCAGAAGCGUACGAGGAUCUACGAACUGGGAUCGUUACCGCCAUUUCUGCUCGUUUUCGCGGGUCGGAUCGGACCGGUGGAUCACCGGUGGAACCAACACGGUCUCGGCGGCGACAAUUUCCGGGGACUAUGUCGGAAUCUGCAUCCGGGUCCGGUGAGUUUGCUCCAUUGGAGCGGGAAAGGGAAGCCGUGGGCGCGGUUGGACGCUGGUCGUCCGUGUCCGCUCGACGCGCUUUGGGCGCCAUACGAUCUCUUGCAAACGCCGUUCGUGUUGGACUCAUGAUCGAUGGUUAAUUAAUGGCCAGUAAAUAACAUAUAUAAUUUUUUUUCAAAAAAAAAAAGAGAGGCUCGAUAUUGGGAUUUCCAAUUGAGCAAAACGAAUUUUUGUUUCGGGUGUGUAUUUUUAAAAUAUACGGAUUUUUUCCUGUAUAUUAAAUCGAAAAUUUUUUCUUGUUCAUCCGUAGAAAAUAUAUAAUAAAACAAGGAGAAGAAAGCUUUUCUUCUUCUAUCUGUUC